Messenger RNA from Sporothrix schenckii 1099-18, 546 nucleotides. Its product is annotated as PLAC8 family protein. The transcript is spliced from 2 exons. The coding region runs from base 1 to 546 and encodes 181 amino acids. The record is from RefSeq and is a predicted model, not a curated record. NCBI's taxonomy places the organism in Eukaryota, Fungi, Ascomycota, Sordariomycetes, Ophiostomatales, Ophiostomataceae.
AUGGCUGUCAACGACAAGGACGUCGAACAGUGGAAGCAGCGCUUCAACGAUGUCCUGGCUCGCCCUGCCGACCACAUCAACCAGCGGUCGCCCGACGGCGCCCAGUCCUGGAGCGAGGCCUUCUUCGGCUGCUGCAGCCCCAUCGACCUGUGCCUCAUUACGUACUGCCUGCCCUGCGUCACCUUUGGCAAGACCCAUCACCGUCUCCACAAGGAUGGUUCUCUCCAGGGCUACGAGCCCAUCAACACGUCGUGCCUCCUGCUUUGCGGCAGUGCCUGCUUCGGUCUGCACUGGAUCCCCAUGUCCCUGCAGCGCGCCGACAUUCGCUCCAAGUACAACCUCGAGGGCAACUGCAUCGUCGACAUUGCCGCCUCGUGCUGCUGUGCGCUCUGCGUGUUGACCCAGGACGAGAAGGAGGUCACGGCCCGCGACGCCGCUGGCCAGGGCAACGCUGGUGUCAAGCAGCAGUACCAGCCCGACGGCGGCAUGGCCUACCCGGCGGCCGCGCCCGCUGCGGCUCCGGCUGCGGCUCCGGCUCCCCAGUAA